Salvelinus sp. IW2-2015 is the source of this 3045-nucleotide messenger RNA. Lineage: Eukaryota; Metazoa; Chordata; Actinopteri; Salmoniformes; Salmonidae. The record is from RefSeq and is a predicted model, not a curated record.
CUCUCGGGUUUGAUUGGCUAUGGGGAGGAGCAGACUGGGGGUCUGCAUUACAAACCAGUCCCCAAUUGGCUCAGACAGUUUAGAACAAUUUAAACGAGUUUCAGCGGGUGUAGAAAUCAAAUUGGAGAAAAGACAAUUAUGUUGAUAAUGGUGGAUUAUACGAUUUAAUGCUUUUUAUGAACAUUAUUGAAGUCCUCUGCAAUGUAGCGUGAACUGCUAUCGCAGCCGGAAGAGUUUUAUGGUAGCGGCUAUGAGCUCGGUACUGACCUCAACACGCACCCUGAUGCAGAUGUUCGAUGUGAACAUACAAGCGUUUGCCAAUGAAAUUGAAAAUGACCACAUGGUGUGGCUGUUUGAGAUCCAGCACGAAGCCAACCGCAUAUUCUCAAGUGACUUGAGUGCGGAACCGGAAUUGAUGCCAAAGACUCCAUCACAGAAGAAAAGCAACUGUAGGAAACGUCUAUCUGUGGGUCAGAAUGAAAAUCGCAACAAGAGACGCUUCUCCAAGGGCAAGCGCAGUAACCUGCGUCGCUCCUCCGUGUCCACCACCCUGAACCUGAUAGCAGAGGAUGAAGGAGGAUCCCCAGUCACAAGGGAAGAGCUGGUCGAACCCUCACGCGCUCGCAGAACCAAACAGACCACCCAGCCUGAGGUGGCAUCGCCUGUACGCAGCACCUGCAAAGGAGCUGCUCAGACCUCCUCCUCCCAGCCGGGGGAGGCACAGCAGCAGGUGUCCAGCUCCAUCAGCCAGAUCCAGGAGGAGAAUAUGCAGGAGGAGGCUGAGAGUAAGAGGGGGGAGUCCAGCUCAGACUCCUGCCAGCCCCCGUGUUUCUCACCCUCUCGCUCCCGUCAGACCCAAAGCCACAUAACUGAAGCCGUAGUUAAGAUCUCAGCCGCCGAGCGGCAGUCUGCAGAGCUCCAGAUGAACCGCAACGCAGAGCGUUCUCCAGGCCGCGCCGCCAUUAAGAUAGUCGUCGCUGCUGCCACGCACUUGGACCCCAGGCGGCGCUCCGUGAGACACUCCCUGACUGUGCGGCUCUCCCUGGCAGGGCUGAGAAACAGCAUGACCCAGGAGUCUGUCCGCAGAGCCUCCAGGAGAUCCUUCCUGAAGAAGAAGAAGAAGAAGGCUCGGCUGGGCAGCUCCACCUGCAGCAGUAACGUCAGCGGGCUUGAAGAUGUGGAAGCUGACGGUGAUGAGGAGGUCAAGGUGCAGACAGAUGGGGUUUUGUCAGAGGAGCCAACGGAGACAGGAUGUCUUGGUCCUGAGACUUCUCCUGAGUUUAACACGGUGUCGAACCACCCAGGGGCUGUUAGUGUUGAGGUUCGUUGUUUCACCCGCUCCAUGGCCCAGACACCUCCCACCAUGCCAACACCAGCCUCGAUCAUCAACAAGGCCAAGACUGGCACACCAGACUCUGGAUCAGAUGGCAGUGGUAAGAAGCCACCAUCAAGUCUGGGUCCUCGCCUCAGUGCCAAGCGCAGAGUAGCAGCAGAACCUAGAGAGGACUUCCAGACCCCCGGGAAGUGGCCUUCACUCCUCAAGAAGAGCCAGAGUGUGAGGCCCAACGUGAGGAAGUUCCUCCACACGGUCCAGAAGAACCAGAUGCUGAUGAUGACCCCCAGCUCUCUGGCUCGCAGCACGGUCACAAAGUCCUUCAUCAAACGCACCACGCCGGGCAGUGUCGACCUCAAGUCAGGCAGUGGUCUCGUGGAAAGAGAGCGCCUGAAACUGGAAGCUCUAAAGAAGAAGCAGGAGCAAGAAGAAGAGAGGAGGAAGAAGAUGGAUGAAGAGAAGAGGAGAAAACAGGAAGAGAUGAAGAAGAAGAGGGAUGAACGGCUACGGAGGUUAGUCGAGGCCCGGGUGAAGGAAGAAGAGAAAGAGAAGAAGAUUCUCCAGAUUGAGAAACACAACACCCUGCGAGUGGAGCGUGUGGCAGAGGACAAAGCCAGGAAGAAAGUGGCCACCAAACGCCAGGACGAGCUGGAACCGAGGAGGAGGAAGAAGAUUCAACAAGCUGAGGAGGAGGAGGAGGAGAAGCGUCAGCAGGAGCUGCAGGCUAAGAGGAGAGCAGAAGAGGAGCAGGAGAGGACUCGCAAGAUGGCUGAGGCCCGACUAGCGAUAGAGAAGGAACAGGAGAGGACUCGCAAGAUGGCUGAGGCCCGACUAGCGAUGGAGCUGGAGAAGGAACAGGAGAGGACUCGCAAGAUGGCUGAGGCCCGACUAGCGAUGGAGCUGGAGAAGGAACAGGAGAGGACUCGCAAGAUGGCUGAGGCCCGACUAGCGAUGGAGCCGGAGAAGGAACAGGAGAGAGAGAGACGAGAUGCUGCUGAAAGGGAGCGAGUGAAGAGGGAACAGGCCUUUGCUCUUCAGAGAGAAGUGGAGAGAGCUGCCAGAGAGAAAGAGAGGAACGAGUUGUGUGAGAAGAGGGAGCUGGAGAGGAGGAGGAGGACGCCGGUCGGGGAGGGAGGAGUAAUCAACGUCACUGUAGAUAUCGAGCGGUCUCCCCAGUCCUAUGAGAUCACUCCUAAGGGGGGCAACAAGCCCGUUAUUCUCAACACCAACCCCGAGGACUAUGGGAUGGACCAGAACAGUGAAGACUCUACUGAUGAUGAGUCGGCACCAAGGAAACACAUCCCCAAAUGGGCCAAGGGCGACCAGCUGAAACAGACCAUGAAGAAGCAAUAUUUCAACCCAACGGACGUGGACUGUCACUAUGGAGAGAUUGAACCCCCAAUGUUGGACCACAUCUUCUACAAGAACAAACCUCGCUACCUCAAACGUACCAGUUCUGGUAUCUGGCACUCUCCUCCUAAAAUGGAGGCUCUGCCCAUUUAAACACUGGGUACUGGGACAAAAUGGGUUUAUAUUGUGUUUUUGUUACGUUUGUUCUUUUGCAUAUAUUAUAGAAUCGUCUGGCUGACGGAUACCUGAAGUGACUUCAGAUAAGUGCAAGGAAUGUAGCAAAGAAUUUUUAAAAUGUUUUUUUUUAAAUAAAUUUUGAUUUACAUUUCAAAAAUUCUCUUGAAUAAAAUGAGUAGAACAUG